CUCAAACCGUGAGAAACAGCGCCCUCAAAAACGAUGGUGGACAAAUCUCCCUUCCCUGAGAAUUCGUCGCCCCUGGCAUCUCCCAAGGGGCCCGCUCAGAAAAGGCUGGGGGAACAAAAGAAGGUGUUCAUCCUCCUUGGCCCCUUGGGACUUCAGAAACCAACAUCCGGCUGAUGCCACUCGGGCUCGCGGACUCGUGCUGGGGUGAAGACCCAGGCGGAGAGAUCCAGGAAAGGUGACCCCCAUUUGGGGCAGAGCGGGCUGGUUUGCACCCAGGGGCACGGGGGGCGGGCAACACCGCCCCUCCGCGCCUGCCCACCCCAGUCCCGCCAAGCCUCGGUCAGCGAGCCCCGCCCCCACCCCGUUCCCCCUCCCCCUUCGCUCGGGUCGGGUGCUUAGUCACCGUGAGGCUGCGCCGGCCGGGUGCCCGCGCGGCCCCCCUUCUUCCCCGGGGCCCGCCCCCGGGCCGCACCCCCGCGGCGCACACUUCCGCGUGCAUGGCCCUGCUGGUCUGGACCCUGAGCGCUAGCGCGGGCCCCAGCUGGCGGCAGGCGGCGCGCGCCUUCUCCCGCUUCGCGCCGCCUCCAACCCGACCCGCCAGCGUCUUCCCCCGAGCCAUGGCGAGCAGGCAGGAGUCGCAGCCACAGUGCUGGCCCCCAGCCCGCAGCGUCGCGACCUCCUUCGACUACCUGGUGAUCGGGGGCGGCUCCGGCGGGCUGGCCAGCGCGCGCCGGGCGGCGGAGCUGGGCGCUCGGGCCGCGGUGGUGGAGAGCCACAAGCUGGGCGGCACUUGCGUGAAUGUCGGAUGUGUACCCAAAAAGGUGAUGUGGAACACAGCUGUCCACUCUGAGUUUAUGCAUGAUCAUGUUGACUAUGGCUUUCAGAGUUGUGAGAGUAAAUUCAAUUGGCGGGUUAUAAAGGAAAAGCGCGAUGCCUACGUGAGCCGACUGAACACCAUCUAUCAAAAUAAUCUGACCAAGUCCCACAUAGAAAUCAUCCACGGCCAUGCAGCAUUCACGAGCGACCCCCAGCCUACAGUAGAGGUCAACGGGAAGAAGUACACAGCUCCUCACAUCCUGAUUGCCACAGGCGGCGUACCCUCGGUCCCCCCGGAGAGCCAGAUCCCUGGUGCCAGCCUAGGAAUUACCAGUGAUGGGUUUUUUCAGCUGGAAGAAUUGCCCAGCCGCAGUGUCAUUGUUGGGGCCGGUUACAUUGCUGUGGAGAUAGCUGGAAUCCUUUCUGCCCUGGGCUCUAAGACGUCACUGAUGAUACGACAUGAUAAGGUGCUUAGGAGUUUUGAUUCAAUCAUCAGCUCCAACUGUACUGAAGAGCUGGAGAAUGCUGGCAUAGAGGUGCUGAAGUACUCACAGGUCAAGGAAGUCAAAAAAACUUCUUCCGGCCUGGAACUCUGCAUGGUUACUUCAGUUCCUGGUAGGAAACCCACCUUUAGCACCAUUUCAGGUGUUGACUGCUUGCUCUGGGCCAUUGGGCGGGACCCAAACUCCAGGGGCCUGAAUUUAAGCCAACUGGGGAUUCAAACUGAUGACAAAGGUCAUAUCAUAGUAGAUGAAUUCCAGAAUACUAAUGUAAAAGGCAUUUACGCAGUUGGGGACGUGUGUGGAAGAGCGCUUCUUACUCCAGUUGCGAUUGCUGCUGGCCGGAAACUUGCCCAUAGACUUUUUGAGUGCAAAGAAGAUUCCAAAUUAGACUAUGACAACAUCCCCACAGUGGUAUUUAGUCACCCCCCUAUUGGGACAGUGGGACUCACAGAAGAUGAGGCCAUUUGUAAAUAUGGAAAAGAAAAUGUGAAGAUUUAUUCCACCACCUUUACUCCAAUGUAUCAUGCUGUUACCAAAAGGAAAACAAAAUGUGUGAUGAAAAUGGUGUGUGCCAACAAAGAGGAAAAGGUGGUUGGGAUCCAUAUGCAAGGAAUUGGGUGUGAUGAAAUGCUGCAGGGUUUUGCAGUCGCAGUAAAAAUGGGAGCAACAAAAUCUGACUUUGAUAACACUGUUGCCAUUCAUCCUACCUCUUCAGAAGAACUGGUCACACUUCGUUGAGAAGUUCCUAUGGCUGGCAGCUGGACCAGUAAACCUUCAAAAAGGAACCAGAUCGUCACGUUUACUUACCGUUCCCAUUUUAUGUAUUUCAUUAUUGUAAUCAGGAUCUUCCAAUAGUGGAAAUUUUCAGUAAAUUUAUUUAUGUAGUUAGAAAAUUUGUCAUCCAGGAUUGAUUUUCACAUGUCUCACUAAUUACUAUUUUUUCUUAUUAAUAUCUCCAUGAUCGUUUUGUUUUGUUUUAGACUCAUCCCAAGUAUAAAACUACAUGAAGUACAGUUAAAUGAAUGCACUUGAACAAAUAGCACUUGCUGAUUUUUAUAGACAAAGAUGACAGCAGCUCUUCAUACUUAAAUAAUCCAAGUACAGAGUUGUUAUAUUUCUUUGAAGCCAGUACUGUGCUUUGCAGAUUGCAAAGACUGCAAAGCUGCUUCAGGGAUGCGACCUUUCACUAAAAGCAUAUAACUUGAAAGGCCCGCCUCCCAUAUUUUAUACUUUCUUUUGUUCUAAAUGAUUAAAAAUGGUUUGUGCUACUUUUAUGAGAUGAAGUACAUCAAAUUCGGGAAAGAUUUAAGGAGUGAGGGACAUUUUAGGAGUGAUUCUUGCUUUCAGAAGGGGGGGAUUCAGAUACUUCAAAAGUCCCCAUCUCUGCUAAGAGUUCAUAGUUCAAGGAAUGAUUUCAACUUUUGUAUCUGUUCUUGUCAUUUUAUUUUUUGAAAAAAUUUCUAAAAAUCUGAAAAUAAAAUUACAGUCUUCUUGUAAAA
This is a messenger RNA of Sus scrofa (pig), 2818 nucleotides long. It is a transcript of the gene GSR, whose product is annotated as glutathione-disulfide reductase. Gene Ontology annotation, biological process: cellular response to oxidative stress; glutathione metabolic process; cell redox homeostasis. The record is from RefSeq and is a predicted model, not a curated record. Gene Ontology annotation, cellular component: mitochondrion; cytosol. Gene Ontology annotation, molecular function: NADP binding; glutathione-disulfide reductase (NADPH) activity; flavin adenine dinucleotide binding. Lineage: Eukaryota; Metazoa; Chordata; Mammalia; Artiodactyla; Suidae.